ACGUCAUCAACAGUGUAACCCAUCUUCAGGCCGAUGAAACCUUAGUUCGGCUUUAGGUUACACCCCCUCACCCCCUCAUCAUUUACAAUUAUAUUGCAAAAAUCGCGGAAUUGUCCAUUUAUCCACCCUAACUCUUCAACAACAACAGUCCAUUUAUCCAGAUCACCACAUCAUGGAUUUUGAUAGCAGCACUGACCCAGCAGCUGAGUUCCUGGCUCGUGAGCAGGACCAGCUGGCAGGCAUUGGGGAUGACAUCAUCACCGGCACUGAGCCGGCAGCAGCACCUGCAGAUGAGGAGACGCUGGACGCCGGCGCCUCGCCGGAUAACCAAGGCUUCGAGAUCCUCGGAACGGAGGGCCGGGGGGACGCGGGCUUUGACCCGAUCUCAGCUCCGCUGGACGCGGGACCGGCCGGUGACGUCCAGCCCCAGGCGCCGGCACCAGCGGCGGCCCCGUCCCCGACCCCCGUGCCGCGGAUAGAGCCGGAGAAGAUCCGACGCUGGCGCGAGGAGCAGAAGGCACGGCUGGAGGAGAAAGAUGAGGAGGAGGAGCGUAAGAAGGCUGAGUGGCGGGAGGCGGCCAAGAAGGAGCUCGAGGACUGGUACAAGCAGCACGAGGAGUCGGUCUCCAAGACGCGCGCCGCCAACAGGGCCGCCGAAAAGGAGCUGGUCAGCGGCGAGGCCAAGUCGACCGAGCGGGCCGCCGACUGGGAACAGAUCGCCAAACUGUGCGAGUUCAACCCCAAGGUCAGCCGCAACACCAAGGACACGUCGCGCAUGCGCAGUCUGAUCCUGCAGCUGAAGCAGAACCCGCCCGUCAAGUCCGGCUGAGCGGCGCGAGCCGGUCGCUGCCGGUGGUCUGGAGAGGUGUCCUUUAAGGGCGCACCGUGUCGCUAUACCGGCCAACGACCGGGCCAAAGACAGUCGUGGUAUAGCAUGGCUCCCUCGUGGCGCCGACAUCUACGCCCGGUGUGCCGUGUAGGGUGUACUCCCAGUCUGUGAGUAGGCUAUUGCUGUUAGCAAAACGCUUCCCGUGUGCACAUCGUGCUAUGGCGGUCCGUCGUGUCGUCACUCGGCUCCAAAGCGCAUCUCACGUAUCGUUGUUAUCCUUUGUUCUGAGCUAAUUUACGCGGUGACAAACGCUCUAUAUUAUCGUGCACUCGAACCAGAAACAGCCAAGGCGCAUACAUUCCUUGAUUCCAUAUGUAUGGCGAAAUAUAUACGAAACCCAUG
Messenger RNA from Amphibalanus amphitrite, 1231 nucleotides. RefSeq names its product clathrin light chain-like. The record is from RefSeq and is a predicted model, not a curated record. The transcript has 7 exons. Gene Ontology annotation, molecular function: structural molecule activity; clathrin heavy chain binding. Lineage: Eukaryota; Metazoa; Arthropoda; Thecostraca; Balanomorpha; Balanidae. Bases 173 to 829 code for a protein of 218 amino acids. Gene Ontology annotation, biological process: clathrin coat assembly; clathrin-dependent endocytosis; intracellular protein transport. Gene Ontology annotation, cellular component: plasma membrane; clathrin coat of coated pit; synaptic vesicle membrane.